This is a messenger RNA of Triticum aestivum (bread wheat), 501 nucleotides long. RefSeq lists its product as uncharacterized. The coding region runs from base 31 to 501 and encodes 156 amino acids. The record is from RefSeq and is a predicted model, not a curated record. The transcript has 2 exons. NCBI's taxonomy places the organism in Eukaryota, Viridiplantae, Streptophyta, Magnoliopsida, Poales, Poaceae.
GACUAUAGGCCUCCUAUUGCUGCAUGUGCUAUGAAUGAGAUUUUAGCAUUGAUUUCUUUUGAAGCUCCCUCCAUCAAGCCAAUUAUGAUUGUACCAUUCAGCACAAGACCAUCAGGCUGCUUCCAUGGAAUGGUUAAUGCAACAAAAACUGGGCAGUUAACUACACUUCAUGCUGCUGAAAUAGGGGCAUCAAAUGAGUUUACUCACUUGUUGGUUGACGGAAUUAUUAAACCUCCCCCAUCUUUGCAAAUACGCAGUGAACCAAUACAAUGUUUGCUGGAAAUGGUGUGGGUAUUGAAGAUACCCUUUGUUCUUCUUGUCACAUCAGGUGGGCAACACCAAGGUAAAAGUUCUUCAGACUCUGACCUUGAGGUGCUGCAGUGCGUGGGAGAUCACCUAGCCAAGCACAUCAACUUGGAGUUCUCCAAAGAAACUGUCAUUGAGACAGGGGUUGAGAAAUCCGCAAGCAUUCGAGAACCCUGGCGCGAACUGUAUCUGUGA